Lotus japonicus is the source of this 2195-nucleotide messenger RNA. Its product is annotated as wall-associated receptor kinase-like 20. Lineage: Eukaryota; Viridiplantae; Streptophyta; Magnoliopsida; Fabales; Fabaceae. The record is from RefSeq and is a predicted model, not a curated record. The coding region runs from base 72 to 2027 and encodes 651 amino acids. Gene Ontology annotation, biological process: protein phosphorylation. Gene Ontology annotation, molecular function: polysaccharide binding; protein kinase activity; ATP binding. The transcript has 4 exons.
GCACUAUAUAAUAAAACAAUGCCACCAUUCAUUACGUGCACACAUGUAAACAACAACUCACUGAACUCAGCAUGCAAAUGCAACCCCCUGCUCUCCCACCCGUGAUGGAGUCCACGGCGAAACUCCUCCUUAUCACGGCGGCGCUACUCUUGCAGCUGCUAACAUGCGCCUCUCCCGCAAAAUCCGCAGCCACCCCAUGCCCUCCAUGCGGCAACACCACCGUACCAUUCCCACUCUCCACCGCCGCCACAUGCGGCGACCCACUAUACAAAAUCCGGUGCGCCACCUCCUCAGGAACUCUGAUGUUCGACACGGUAAACACCUCCUACCCAAUCGAGUCCAUCAACCCGAGAACCCAACGCUUCGUGAUCCAACCCGCUUCCCUCGUGCCCGGCACGUGCGUCUCCACAGACAAGGUCCACGAAGGUAUCCACCUGAACAACACGCUCCCGUUCAACAUCACAAGCUCCAACACCAUUGUCUACCUCAACUGCACCCUCACGCUGCUCCAGUCGCCGCUCAACUGCUCCUCCGCCAGCGCCUGCCACGCCUACAUCAACGCCACCGCUUCCGCCGCCGCGUGUCAAUCCGGUCCCCUCUGCUGCACCUACCGCACCGGCGGGUCCAGCAACUCAUACCAGAUCCGGGUCAGGGACUCGGGUUGCAGAGCCUACUCCAGUUUCGUGAAUCUCGACCCGGGUUUACCCGCGAACAGGUGGCCCCGACCCGGGUUGGAAAUUCAGUGGGUCUCGCCUAAGGAAACGGUUUGUGGGUCCCAGGUGGAUUGUGAUGCUGCCACGUCGACUUGUGGGCCAGACUCUUCCUCUGUGAACGGGAUCAAGAGGUGUUUCUGUAAUAGUGGGCUUGUGUGGGACCCUAUUCAAGGGGUGUGCGCCAAAAAAGUUACUUGCCAGAGUCCUGAUGGUUGUGAUGACUCAACUAACAAAGCAGCUCUAAUAGCAGGGUUAACAUGCGGGAUUGGAGGAGCACUCAUCCUUGCCACCAUUGCCAUCCUGCUCUUCAAACGCCACAAACGCAUAAAAGAAGCACAAGAGCGCAUAGCUAGAGAGCGUGAAGGAAUUCUGAAUGCCGGAGGCGGGGGCAGAGCCGCCAAGCUUUUCACUGGCAGAGAGAUCAAGAAAGCCACCAAUGACUUCUCCGGCGACCGUCUUCUUGGCAUUGGCGGCUACGGCGAAGUGUACAAGGGCAUUCUCAACGAUGGCACCGUCGUGGCUAUCAAGUGUGCUAAGCUCGGAAACGCCAAAGGCACUGACCAAAUCCUCAAUGAGGUUCGUAUCUUGAGCCAAGUCAACCACCGCAACCUCGUCGGUCUUCUUGGUUGCUGCGUGGAAUUGGAGCAACCCAUCAUGGUUUAUGAGUUCAUAGAAAAUGGGACACUUCUUGAUCACUUGCAGGGUCUAAUUCCCAAAGGUCGUGCUUUAAUAACGUGGAUUCACCGCCUUUCCAUUGCUCGUGACACAGCUGAAGGGCUUGCUUACCUUCACUUCAUGGCUGUUCCCCCAAUAUACCACAGAGAUGUUAAGUCCAGCAACAUUCUGCUAGACAUGAAGCACAGUGCCAAGGUUUCAGAUUUUGGGUUAUCGAGGCUGGCUCAGACUGAUAUGAGUCAUAUCUCCACUUGUGCUCAGGGGACCCUCGGGUACCUUGAUCCUGAGUAUUACAGAAACUACCAAUUGACUGAUAAGAGUGAUGUUUAUAGCUUUGGGGUGGUUUUACUUGAGCUUUUGACAGCUCAGAAGGCGAUAGAUUUUAACAGGGAAGCGGAUGAUGUAAACUUGGCAAUUUAUGUGCAGAGAAUGGUGGAGCAGGAGAAGUUGAUGGAGGUCAUUGAUCCUGUGUUGAAGGAUAGAGCUACUCUUAUGGAGUUGGAGACCAUGAAGGCAUUGGCGUUUCUAGCAUUGGGGUGCUUGGAAGAGAAGAGACAAAACCGACCUUCAAUGAAAGAGGUAGCAGAGGAGAUUGAGUAUAUCAUUAGUAUUGCCACGGCGAAUGAGGUGGAGAAGUAGUUUGUUUGUAUGUUAAUACUCGUCUAAUGGUGUUCAAAUAAUUUUCUUUGAGCUUGUGAUUGUGUUUAUUGUUGUGGAGCUGAAUCUAGAGUUUUUAGGCUCUUAUUUUGUAAAUGUAUAUUUUUUACUGGAUGAGAAGAAAUAUGAUUUGGAAAUUUGAAUGGUAAA